AUGUUGAUGUGUUCCUGCGAAAAAGUGGAUUUUAACAUCACCCCUCGCACCGUCGCUCGGCUUGUCUUCGAGGCCGAGCAGGAUAACAGAAACGGAGGAAACUCGUCAAAUGGGAGGUAGGAGUUUAUAACUUCAGCCGCCGCGGUCCUAUGAUGCAAAGUUGCUGUAUCUGUGGAAAGAAUCGCCCGAUUUUUGUAUGUGUGCCUUUUUUGUCUUAGGGGUGGUCAAAUGCACAUAAAUCUACCUUCAUUGUUGGGCUGCGGUGUUGAGUGAUGAGUGUCUUAGAGCAACAUGAACAACAGCAACAAGUUAGUUGACGAAAUGGCUCAUAGGCGAUCAUCAAGUGGUUGGGUUUUUUUGCUGUUUUCUGCAACAGAAAUCGCCACUGUUGGGUGUGUGAUGUUGUUUGGUGAAGUCUAAAGAUGUUCCGUGUUUAAUGGGGUAAAAAAAGAUGAGGCGUGUAUGGACCUAAGAGAGAAGGCUGCACGGGGAUUAUAGUGGAUUACUGUGGACAAACAAGUCUGUGCCAAGAUUGUUCUUGUUCAAACAGAUCACAGCAAAUACUGUCAGACGUGCUCGGGCCCUUUGCCUUGGAAGUGCCUGCUUUGAAGGCAAACAAUGGAGUGACACACACACACACAAGCCUUCCCUGUUGGAGGACACAUCUGCAGUAUGUUUUCAUGUAAAUAUAACCUUUAUAGCAUCUAGCUGCCAUUAGACUUUGUUACAGGCUGUAUGGGUGAUGGAUUUUAAAGUAGUGUUGCCUUUGUUUGGUAAAAGUUGUGUGGAUUUGUGUUUUUUCUCUGUGCAGUUUCUGGCGUUUAGGUUUCUUUCUGGCACUGAUUUGCAAUGCGAAAACUAGGGGAUGAAAUAGGCCUGGGCGAUUUGGCAAAAAAAAAAAAAAAAGGAAUCAGGAUACAUUUUGUCAUAUCAUUCAAUCUCGAUUAUUAUCACCAUUUUUUUUUAACUGUCUGUUUUAAAGCAUCUGUACUAAAAACUAAGGAAACUAGAGAUUAGUUAAACUUUUUAUUAACAUACAAAGUAAAUAACAAAAUAAAUUGAAUAAGAUACAUUUAGAAAAAUAUAACAAAAUAUUUUAAUUCAACAGUACAACAAAUAUAGAUAAAUACUAGAUAAUACAGUGAACUAGUUUACAGUCCUUAGUUUUUGCAGGUACGCAAGACCCAAAAUAAACAAAUUGCCCCCUCAGAGAUAAUGAAACGCCUUAAAAUGUAAACAUUAGAUGAUGUAAACGUAAAUGAUAUGAGUAAUCACUGCCUAGGUCUGGUGGCUGCACUGCUAGUUGUGGCUAAACUGCUAACGCUACUCGUGCCGUCAGCAGUGACAGGCUGUACAGACUUCGCUCACAUUUCCAUGCUUUCCACAUAAUUACUCGGGUUUUCGAGGGCACCGAUCGCCGACAUACCUUGCUCAUCAGCUUAAUUACUUGACAUCACUUUGGAGAUACCCGAACCACCACCACAUAGACGUUGAAUAACUUCUCAACAAUAACAUCUUCGGAGGAUGACUCAAAGUCACGGCUGACAUCUAUUUUGCUGCCCUCAGCUCCGCGUUUAGCUCCAUGUUCGGUUAUCCUGUUUACCUCUCUGGUAACUUACAGAAGUGAGCAGGAAAAGCUCGACUCUGAUUGGCUGUUGUGACGCACAUUUCCGCUAUGUUUGAUCGAGUAAAUAUGCUCUCAGCUGAUCACUGUGAUCGAACUGAAAUUGAUCACGAUCAUUGAUCACGAUCAUAUAAUCGCCCAGUCCGAGGUUGAAAUAUCUCUGAUUCUGUCUGCUUGUAAAUGCACAGUGACUUUUAUUAAUCACUAAGUUGUGGCUGUUUCAGAGUAACUUGAAGGGAGAACAAGUUCGUUGUGCUAUUCAAAUGGACUAACAAAAAAUAUCCCACCAUUCAAAUACUCUAUCUACAGUGGAUAUAAAAAGUCUACACACCCCUGUUCAACUGCCAGGUUUUUGUCAUGUAAAAAAAUUAAAUCAAGAUAAAUAAUUUCACAACUUCUUCCACCUUUAAUGUGACCUAUAACCUGUACAAUGCAAUGGAAAAACAAAACGAAAUCUUUCAGGGAGGUGAAGUAAAAAUACACAACUGAGAUCAUCAACAGCAACACUGAAGGAGCUGCAGGAAUUUCUGGCAAGUACUGGCUGUGUAGUACAUGAGACGACAAUCUCCCCUGUCUACAUAUGUCUGGGCUAUGGGGUAGGGUGGCACGACGGAAGCCUUUUCUUAAUUUUGCAAAAGACAUCCGAAAUCUCCCAAACGCAUGUGUGAAAAUAUGUUAUGGUCUGAUGAAACCAAAGUUAAACUUUUUGGGCAUCAUUGCUAAAGGUGUAUUUGGCGCAAAAUCAACACUGCUCAUCACCAAUAGAACACCAUACCUACAGUGAAGCAUGGUCGUGGCAGCAUCAUGCUUUGGGGCGGUUUUUCUUCAGCUGGAACUGGUGCCUUAAUCAGGGUGGAAGGAAUUAUGAACAGAUCUAAAUACCAGUCAGUGUUGGUACAAAACCUUCUGCCUUUUGCUAGAAAGCUGAAAAUGAAGAGGAACUUCAUCUUUCAGCACGACAAUGACCCAAUGCACACACAUCUAAAUCAACAAAAGAAUGGCUUCACCGGAAUAAGAUUGAGACUUUGGAAUGGCCCAGCCAGAGCCCAGACCUGAAUCCCAUCAAACAUUUGUGGGGUGAUCUGAAGAGGGCUGUGCAUAGGAGAUGCCCUCGCAAUCUGUCAGAUUUGGAGCGGUUUUGCAAAGAAGAGUGGGCAAAUAUUUCCACAUCAAGACGAGCCACGCUGAUAGGCUCCUACCCAAAAAGACUGAGUGCUGUAAUAAAAGCCAAAGGUGCUGCAACAAAGAAUCAGUUUAAGGGUGUGCAUAUUUAUGCAACUAGGUUAUUUUAACUUUUCUGUUUUUUAAUUUUUCCCCUUAAAGGUUUAAGUUUGUUUUUCAAUUGCAUUGUACAGGUUAUAAUCACAUUAAAGGUGGAAAAAAAUGUGAAAAUAUUUAUCUUGCGGUCAUUUUCUUAAAACCUGGCAGUUGAACAGGGGUGUGUAGACUUGUUAUAUCCACUGUAUCAACCCUCUUGCAGGAAUGUACUUGAUACCAAAUCCCUAUCAUCGUUAUCUGAUACCUCAUAUUCCCAGCACUGUAACAAAGACCCGACAGAAAUAGUCCUGGUCAAACAAUCUUUUGCUUUUCUUGGGAGUUUAAUAAUUCAUAUUCAAGGCGAUACAUUUUAAAUGGUAGUUCGACUAGCUAGCCUUUUAAAUGCAAAAGUUUCUCCUCUUUUCACUUCUCAGGUAGGUACUCCCAGACACAGAUCUGUCUCUGUCUCUUGAAAAGAUGAGCCUGAUAAUGCAAAUGCAAGCUUGAAGUGGAGAGCUGAAGACAGAGUGUGACACUGGACAUUUAAAGAGAUGUACAGAGGAGGAGGAGGAGGGGGGCUGAAAGACACAAGCUCAAAACACGGAAAAAAAGAUGAGUGAGCAUUUUCACUGUCAGCCUUGAGCCUUCACAUAUGCUGAGUGGAUAACUAGGAAUGGAUUGCUGAGGAACACACAGGCCUGUGAAAUUACCUGGAAGGACUCCUCCUUACUUCAACACUCAUUGGCACUUUGUUUUUGAUUGUGGAGGGAAUGUACUUCACUUCCGUCUCAUGAACUGUACAGUGUUUCAUCAAGAAUGGUGAAAUUGGCUUCUUUGGUGUGAAGACAUUUCCUCUGUCGUUCAGAGGAAAUAAGGAAAAAAACUGAAUCAUCUUCAGUUGUUUUCACUGUUGCUUGAUAAGUCAGACCUCGUUGAGCAACCCUGAGUUGAAUGAAUUGAUGGCCUGGAGGGAGGACUUGGUGUGCUCACUCUACCCCAACAAAAUUUCAAACGCAUGACUCUAACAUAUUGGUCAGUCAUGGGUCAGUCUCAGCUCCAAGAAAUGCAACAUGCCCUCGCCGUGACUGAAAGAGAGAAUUAAGGUCUGAUGAUGACUAUGUCCUCUCCAGCGGGACCAGAAGGUAUUACUCUGUCACAACCUGUCCCAAUUCCAACGCUGACUGUCCUGCCGCCGUCCUCGGACACAGAGUCCUGGUCUCGCUCACCCAGCCCCAGACUGGCUCGCUCCAGCCGGCACGGCCGAUUCCAUCGCAGCAGGACCCGAACUAAGAAACGAAAUGAGGAAGAGCAAGGGUGCUCUCCUAAACAGCAAUGGGGUAAAACAAUUGUAAUGGAAGAGAAUGCAGAGAAGGAGACUUCUCGACAUCGGAGCCCUUCGCCCUCCCCCUCUGCAGCCGGUCAGAUAGAAGGGGUAGAGCAAGGUCAGGACAGCCCUUCUCAGGACCUCCUCCUGCCACCAUCUCGCUCCUGGUCUCGUAGUCCCUCUCCCAGCCGGCGUUCCCGCUGGUCCCUUAGGAGCCUUCUCAACAGAGACUCUGACUGGGAUAGCUGCAGGUUAGUGAGCUGGAUUCAUCCCCAAAAAACGGUUUGAUUUAACAGAACACGAGGAAGGAGAUCAUGAAAGAAAGUGUGUAAGUGCAGCUUGAACUUACUGCCUUCAUUCAUUCAUUCAGCUGACAGAUUCCUCUUUGCAAAUAGGCUCACUUAUCUUACAGCAGCACGUCAGGGUCAUUGGCUUAGAACAGAGUGUCCACAUCAGCAGUGCUGUGUUUGCUUGUCUCAUGGGUAUUCUCUGCUUUUAACUCUGUAAAACCUCAGCCAAUUUACAUUCAGGCCUUCUGAGACCAGAUUCCUGCCUGCUUUGACUGACAGACUCGUGUAGCAUCUCACUUGAAAAUGCUGGUGGGCAGUAAAAAGGCCUUAGAUCUGACAGACUUGGGCUUAGUUGCUUUUUUCUCCAAGUGGCACACGAGGUAAGCUAUUUUUAAACAGGCUGGAGAUAAUUAGCUAAUGGCUAAAACUAGCAAGGACAGAUUACCCAGUUAAAAUCCCGAUUAAGUUGAUUAAUGGUGUGCUUUGAUGCUGGAUAUAAAAGCGGGUCAGUGGAAUUGUGCGGUUGAGCUGAAUGUCCUUUCUACCCUGAACUUCAAACAAAAAAAAAAAAAACAUGGAUAUUAGACAUGACCUGCUCUUGACUACUAGUUUAACAGAUUAGUAUUAGCUUCAGAUUCCAGCUCUUAAAGAAGUCAAGCAGCAAGGUUAUGUAAACUGUAAACAAAGUGAGACCAAUGUUGUGGCAGCAAGGAAAAACAGGAGCUGGGUCAGUCAGCAGGCGCUAGAGGAGGGGCUCAUGCACCAUUUAUCCUUCUCCUAAAGCAUGACAUCACCCUCAGCCAAUGGGAGCAGAGUCUCAGUCUGAUGAUGUCACACAUGUCCAAUCAGAGGAGGGUCUGGGCAGCACUGCAGUGGGCUACAGAGGGCAGGCAGAGGGUGAUUUUGCCUGUGCUCCAUAUGAACAGCUGUGCCCUUGUCUCAUUUAUUACACAUCAUUUAUUAACCCGGUUGUAUUGUUAUCUAAACAGCAGUGAAACUAAUCCAGAUCUCAGUUUGUAUUCCCUUAUAACAGUUUGACAUCUACCCUUUAGAGAGAAAAUGCUUAACAGGGCUUAAAAAUCAAGCGAAGGGUGUAGAGUUGAACAACGUCAUGGAAAUCCCUCCAGAUUUAUCUUAAAUAAGACUCCAGCAAACACAUACCCAAGGUCCUGCAAACUAUUAUUCAAAUAAGCCACAAAAUAAACCUCCAUUAUACAAAUGCAUUCCUCCUCACUCUGAAGAAGUUUCUAGUCUACUUUGAGAUGUUUGUACAGCUUCACACAGUUGAUUCACAUUCGGCAAAUAACUAGAAAUAGUCUGUAACAGCUGCUCCAGAGACACCGCCCCCAUGCCCCUAUGUCCUUUGUUUACUUUUUCUUCUUCAUCAGUGGUUUUCUUGUAGAAUAAGUCAGCUGUUUGUAGUACAGCAAAAAUAAAACACUUGAUGCAUCAUAGGUUUGUAUGGCAGCUGUAUAAGAUAUCUGUCAGGAGGGACAAAUUGUCGUGUUUUUUAAUAAAGCAGCUCAAGUGUAAUAAUGAAGAGGUGCUUUGAUAUUGGCUAGAGUUAGCUGUAGGGAACGGCGUCACAAUGUGAACAAUAGUCAUGGCAGUCCUAUUGUAACUCUGGAUAGUCUGCUCUCACAUUAAAGCCGUGUUAUAUCUUUGGUCAUGUAACUGGUUUAAAAUGAGAGUGUUAUGUGUUGAGCUGACAGGUCAUUAAGCUUUUAUUAGGUCUGUUAAUUGCAGGUUAUCUCAGUCAUGUUAAAGCCGAGUAAAUCUCCCUCAGAGGCACUGUCAUGCAGCUUGUGAAUGAGCGUCUCUGAGGUCGCUACCGUUGAAAUAAAGGCUCCUUACGAAUAAAAAAGGGUGCAUUAUGAAAACUGUCAUGUGAUUUGACCAUUUUUCCAUCCGAUUGCUCACUCUACUCUUUAGACAAGACCUGGGAUGGAAAAUAUUUGAGGAUAUAACAGUGAAUAUUUGUUGAGUCGUUGUCUGCUGACUUCUUCCAAUAAAUUGCUUCAAUUUUUAUGCUGCAAAUUUUUAGUCAUGCGUUUUAUGCUGUUUCAGGGAUAGGAAUAAAGCAAAAUCGGAGGCCUGAAACAAGAUGGCUACAUCUACGAAAUUUAUUUUUGCGCUUGCCUUUUAUUCGGACAAGGCAAGCGCUAAAGUAACUUUAGUAGAUGUAGCCAUCUUGUUUACUGAAACGCUGGUAACUCAGGUGUGACGUCAUUUUCAGCUCAGACUUCUGAUUUCCGAGGUAACUCGAACGCAGCAUUAAUUCUCCUCCAUCAUGAUGCACGAGAUUUACAAACAAACUAGCACUUCUGUGUCGCCUCUGUGUUUGUGUUAUUGUUCUUCUCGCACUACGCUCUACUGUGAACAACAAUCAGUAUUUAGUGAAAGUGUCGAAUGAGCUUCCUUUUUUUCAAAAGGGCAAAAGGUGAAACUUAAGGUCCUUACACACCGGGACUGACGCAAAUAUACAAUGCGGAAUUCUGAAAUAUUAGGAGGGGGAUUUUGACGCACCCGACUAUACACAUCAAGCGCAAUGCGAUUUUGCGACUCUCUGGAGGGAAAAAAGGCGCGUCCUGGGUGGAAGCGAGAAGACUGACACAAUAUCAGACGGACUGUUUUUCAGUUCUAAUUAGACUCUAGUGUUGAGAUGUCUGUCUGUCAUGAUAGCAUGCACUGAGUCGGGGUCAGUACCAGAUAAGAACAUUAAACUGUAAUCCAUAAACGUAAGAUAACAAAGGAGAGCUUACGAGCUAAAGUUACUUAGCACAGAUGAAAGUUAAAACAAAGACGUUUAUCAAACUGUUAAAGCACACAAACCAUCGUCAAAUGAGAAAUCCGACGCUGUAACUCUCCACAAGUUGUCCUUCAGGUCGUUAUCUUUGUAAUGUUUGUGUUUUUUUUUUAAUCAAAAAUCACUCUGUUCUCCGACACGUAAACAAUCAGCCGGUUGGCCAUGUUGGAUAUACCAGUGAAUCCGACAACGCAACAACACGAAACCUGAUUGGUCAGAAGUGGACACACAGUAUGCGAAACUUUAGAAAAUUCGACUGUGAUCCGAAAAAAUAAAUGCCGCAGUAUCGCAGGACGGGAAAACGUCGCUGAUGUGAACGCUUGUAUUGACAGGAUAUGGGUUCGAAAAAAACAUUGACGUCCGAAAUAAUCGCACGAAGAAAACGCUCCCGGGGUGAAAGGAACUUGAAACUGAUCAUCUAAUUCAUAUUUCAAGGUGUAACUGCAUCUAAUGGAUUUUUUUUGUUAGUUUGGAGAUGCUCAUUUACUGACUGCACGUUAUACCUAAGCUUUUAAAUGUCAGGAGGGAAGAGGUUCAUUAUGAGGCUGUUUUAACUUGCUUUGCUUAACCAGCGUGUCUUGCAGUACAGCUGAAAGCCUAUGGCGUCUUACAAAGAGAACUUGUUCUGCUAGUUUUGAUUUGAACUCUUAGAUUAUAUUCAUGUGGGGAGGCCAACAGUCAGAAGUCUGAUAUGAGGACAACUUAUCUAUGCAAGACUUAAUGUGCAAAUUGUUAGAUGUAGAAUCAAUCAACACACCUUUAACCAAUCAGCAGAAAGGUUGGGUAUUGAGACAAACCUGCACAGAGGACCAGAUGCUGGCGGUGCUAGUUCUUGGCAAACCAUUUGACAUUGUUUACCUGCAGACGGCUUCUGUGUUUGCUUCAGACGCGUCGGUUAGCUGAAAUUGAAAUUUCUGUUUUAUUGACCCCUUUAUUAGUUCCCUAAGAUUAUCCUUUGUGCACAUAUACUACAGAUGACUCAACAGAGAAGUGACAGUUUUUCAGAGAGAAAUUGAUGAUGAAAUGAUGAAAGAAGGAUGUUAUGCAAUGUCAGAUCAAUGACACGCACUGACCUGCUGACUUAUUGGGAUUCUGUGACCUCUCUUUUUCUGUCUGUCUGUCUCAUGGUACCAAAGUGCUGCUUUGAGACUUUUCUAGUUUACAAAGUCUGCACUCAGUCACCAUGUUUGCUCACUUCGAUGAUUAAUCCGCUUAGACAGUCUAACUGUUCCUGGUCCAUGUCUCAGAACAGUUGUGUAAGGAUCCAGUUUUUGGUAAAUCACCUCCAAUUUAUUUUGUACUCAAAGAUUUACCUCUUCAUCUCCUAAUCUGCCCAUAGACAUGGAUCUGUACUUAUCCUUUAUAUAUCUUCUGCUCUGAGGUGUUUUGUUGACAGGAAGGAAAAGGCACAUUUACAUCUCGUCUACUCACUUCCUGUAUAUUCUUCUCAGCUGCACUCAGUCUCUUUCCUCGCAGUUUUCUCAAUACCUCAACCACCGGGCCAAUGAAACUCUGACACUAUUAUGGCCAUUGCUGAACUUGAGAAAAGCAGAUUACACAGAGGGAGACAGAAUGGUGGAGAUGCAGGCCUGGCUCAGCCCAGCAUGGAUUAUGAUGUGGACUCUAAUCCAGAGGGAUGGGCAGGGAGAUGGAGCAGAGGGAUUGCAUGGGCUUUGGACUUGGGCCAGGUUGUUUCACCACAGGCAAUACCUGGGUCUCCUUUUUUUAAAAUAAAUUUGGUUUAUUUAGGACUCUAGUGUUGCAUUAAUUAAAGACUAAACUAGUUGAACUGUCAGGAUGCUAAAUGCUAACUUUACCUAGCUGAUGUUUAGCGUUUGACUGAUGAGAUGCUCAUGAACUUUGCAACUCUGUUCAUCCUCCACCACUAAUAUUUUCGUCUACGAAAACAACACUGUUAUGUCGACCAAUAAGACAAACAUUAUUUGAUCAUUUUUCAUUGUGCCCCUAAAGUUCUUGAUGUGCUCUUUACUUUUUCAACUUAGGAGCAUUUGUGCUUCUUGAGAAAAAAGUGAGUAUCAAACCCUGACAUACGUAAGAGGGCAGUGUUUUCGAUACAGCAAUUCCAGAAGAAUAGUUGAUGCCCUCAUUAUUUAUUUCUUUAAAAAGUAGUUCAAGAUCCAGAUAUGUUUAGCCUGAUGUCGGAAAGGCUUAAAAACAAUUACCUGAAAUUAACAUCAGAAACUCAAGAUUGUCAGCAGUUUUGCCUAGGGACUACACAAAGUUGAAAUAAGAAGUCACCCAAUGACUCUUACCCUUUGAUUUAGAAACUGUAGAGUUACUUAGUUGGAAAUGCCACAAAUCCCCAUAAAUGGCUCGGGGAUUUCCACGCUGAUGCUUGUUGUGGGAAUUUCUAAGUUGAGCUGGAUAAAAAAAAAUCAGUUUUUAACAUGUAAAAAUAUAAAUAUAUGUGGGUCAAUGAUGUGACACAGUUUCUUUUUUAUGUUCCUAUGGUUUACUUAAAUUUUAAAAAGCUAAAAUUAAAAAAUAGACUCACCAAUUACUUGGAUACAUUCUCUUUUUGAAGACCUUGUCCAAAAUUUCUGGAUUUUUUCCAUUUUAAAAGAAUAUUUAAGGAAUAAUAUGGAAAAUGUCAAUGUGGUGUAACCAUAAAAACACGGUACUAAAUAUUUCAACUUGUUCAAAAUAGGAACAAUUUUUUAGGCCAAAGAUUUCAGCAUUUCUCCUGCUAUAUAUUACAAAAAUGCAUCCAAAUUUUUUUGUAAAAAAAUCCUAACAAAAUGCAUUUUCAACUGAUAUAUUAUAAUUAAGUAACUUUUUUAUAAGUACACUUGCAUACACUAUAGGUGGAAAUAAGUAUUAUUUCCCCUGUUGUGGUUACACCACUUGACAUUUUCAAGGGAAAUCCAUCAUUCAUUUAGUAAAAAAAAGGUUUAAAUGCUAUUUGAAAUUAUAUGAAACCAACAGAGACAAAAUAUACAUUUUUGCAAACCUAAUGCAAACUUUAAAAACAAUUUAUUAAAACAUUUUUGAAUUACUCAUAAUACAAACCCCUAUUUGUCCCAGAGCCAUGUAACAGUGAUAGUAUGUUCUUCACUCUGCUUCCUUUGCAUUCAGCUAAACCCCCCAGUUAAGACUCUUCCUUAUCUGUCUUAUCACUGCCUUCCAGUUCACCACCACCUCUUACUGUAAAAGAAAAAAAUAAGUAAGGCCUCUCUCAACACAUGGAGCCGCCUCCCCCUCCCUCUCUCCCUCCCUCCCUCCACCCUCUCCUCCACCUCCCUCCACCCUCUCCUUAGUUGCAAAGGGGAUUACGGAUGGACGCUGCGACUGCAGCCCGUUAACGGGUCCUGCGAGCGGCACAGGGGACAGCGGUCCGUCCGGUACCUGGCUGUGAGGUGCAGGGGCGUCGACCACGAUGGGAAACUAACAUCCGACCGCGGGACGGUGGACGAUGGGCGCAUUAGUACCCCGAGGUUGAGAUAGGGAAAACAGCGGACACACACACACACACACCUCAGUCGCUCCGUGCUCGCUUUAGCUCCAUACAUAGAUAAAUACCCAGGGACAGCGGUGCCAUAUUGAUCCAGGAGGGACCGUGUUUGUAGUUUUCUGGAUAUCAGUGGGAUCGCAAACGCCUCAUGACAUGUUCGAGUAAGUGACACGAUGACAGUAUCCUCCGGUGUGAUGAGUAGCAUAAUGAUUGUGUCUCUGGUCCUGAUGCACUGUGCACGGAGGGUUUUUUAUGUGUGUGUGUGUGUGUGUGUUGACAUGAGUCACAGCUUGUAUAUCCAGCUGAUAACAUGGGUGUGACAUGCUGAGUUCAUGUGAAGAUGCAGGUGUGCAGCGACGGGCUCAUAUUAGCUCUGAUGGCUAGCUGUGUGUUGAUGUUCAUGCUGUCUGUCUGAAACCCCCCUCCCCUCCCCUCCAUCCCUCCUUUACACCCUCUUUCUCACCACAGCUGCCUCCAUCCUUGCACAAUCUGUUGUUUCACCGCUUCCUCUGAGUAGACAGCCCCUCUCCAUGUCUCAUGUCUGACUUUCUCUCUGUCCUUGUGUGUUUCUCCUUGACGGUAACGAGAUUGCCGGAUGAUUGUUUUGGUUAGCCGGGGUGCUAGCAGCCUGUUAGCCGCUCGGAUCGAUCUGCUACACUGCCCGAUAUAAGAGAGGUCACUACUGGAGUUAAUAUUAUACUACACCAGGGGGAUAGCAAAAGGAGGGUGAUGUCCAACAGCUCCAAAAUAGCUUUUUACAUCCGUGCUGCAGACGGAUUUAGCUCCGGUUUGUAAACACAUGCUGACACAGAUUCACAUCACUCAGCAUUCUCACUGGUCAGCAAGCCUGUUUACAACACCGGCUGCUUUAAGCACCUUGACCUGCAGAAAUCUUAAUGCAGAUUUUUAUUGCUUUGUCUUGAUUUGAACACCCAACAGGGCUUGACAGUAACUAUUUUCACAAGGAGUUCAUGUGCUCCUAAGAUGAAAAAGUAAAGAGCAGACAAAGAACUUUAGGGGCACAAUGAAAAUUGAUCAAAUAAUGUGUCUUAUUGUUCGACAUAAGUACUAUUAUUGAAAAUCAAUUUUGGGAUUUUUGGUCACAUGACAUGGAAGCUAAGAAAAUGUUCAAAAUUUGCCUUUAAAUUAAAUUUUCUUAGAGGACAAAUUAGUGAAAUAAAGAGGUGUGUCUUAUUGGUCAACAUAAGUACUACUAUUUAAAAUCAAUCUAGGGUCAAUUGGUCACAUGACAUGAAAGCUAUUGAAGAAAAAGUUCAAAAUUUGCCUUUAAAUUUGUCAAAUAAAAUGUUUAGAGGACAAAUUAGGGAAAUAAAGAGGUGUGUCUUAAUGUCCGACCUUAGUACUAUAAUUUAAAAUCUAUUAUAGGUCAACUGGUCACAUGACAUGAAGCUAUUGAAGGAAAACAGCCUUUUCUGAGAACAUCAACCAGUAAUUUAUUGACGGUCCCUUAAUCAACACCCAAUGUUGACAGCAAGGAUGCUAAGUAGAUUUAACCACGCUGCUGUUGCUUUUCCUGGUUAUGGAGAGUGAGAAGACACCGGUAGAUCCUCAGUGAACGUCCAUCGAGUUUCCAACCUAAUACGAACUUCACCGCAGUAUUUACAUUGAAAAACAUUUUUUCCCUCGGCUGUUUUUUUUGUGCCCCUAAAUACAUUUUACAAUUCGUGCACAUCUAUUUUUAGUUGCUAAUGCGAGUGAAACAGUCGCGCUGUCAAGCCCUGUAUGUUUUACACAUUCCUGCUCCAUAUCCGCAGAAGACGUCGGAUAUAUAAACGAUUUCUGCCGACUUCGCAAAGUCAACUGCAGAAUUGACGGCGUUCUGAAUGAACGGGGCUUUGAAAAAUCCCACAGCAUGUGUUAGACGUCACCAUCUACACAUGGACCAAUCAGGGGCUGCCUUUCCCUGUUUUCUGGGUAACAGUGGAAACAUGGUCUCUGAUUGGCCCGGUUAUUUUCUGACCGGGAAUACACGCUCCCAAUGGGCCGAAGUCCAGACUGUUGUGGGAAGGAACGGCAAGUGAUUCACGCAACAGGAUGGCCCAGCCAGGCUAGCUGAUUACAUUCUCACACAUCAUGAUCCACACUGAAGACUUGCUUUAAAAUGAAGUUUAAUCAUCGAUGUUACCAACCCCUUGUUCAUGGGGGAAGGUUUUUUUUUAACAGUUUUACAAGCAACAUUAUAAGGGUACUAUCCAGAGCUACACUAUGUAAAAUAUACCCUGAGGUAACUGCAUAAUUUUGUGCUGUACACACAAAAUUGACUUGACCUGGCUUUACCCAGCUCAGUGUUCAAAUCGAGCCUGGCAGUCAGCAGCAGUUGUCAUAGCAACGAGUUUCACACAUCAUAAGAGUAUGUUCAAUGUCCAGUUAAAUACAUGUUUGUGGUUUUCCAGAGAUUACAGAUGAAGUAAGAAUAACUGAAUAAAGAGCAGAAAUCCUGAUACUCAAGAAAAUACACAGUUUUUAAAAAAAUCCUAUUUUCACUGAAAUGGUUGUUUUAACACUGCAGUGGGUUUAAUUGAAACCUGAUCAUGUGACAUUGGUUUGUGUCUGUAUUGAAAAAAAAAUAGGACAGUGGAUAGGUUAGGAAACUAGGAGAGAGGAUGGGGAGUGACACGCUGCACAAGGCCACAAGUUAGAAUUGAGCACAGGCCGCCCGUUUUGAGAACUGUAGCUCCUGUACAUGAGGCGUGUGAUCUUACUACAAGGCCAAAUCUGCACCCCCAAUUCUUUCUGUUUAUGUACCCAAAGCAUACAUAUUACCCCUGCCUUGGCACUCGGCCACUUUGGACAGUUUAGGCUCCAGUUGGGUAAAUGAGAAAAAUUAAAGUUUCUUUGAAAGGGUUUAGGAACCUUUUUUGCUCAUUUUGGAAAAUUGUGAGAUAUCAAUCAAAUAUGAAUGUGAGGUGAUAUGAUAUUAUUGUCAUUGGCGGGCUGAAAACAUGACAGCUUAUGUCGAGGGAAAAUGUUGCAGAGCAAAGCUUAGCAUGAGGAUGGUUUUGAGGGAACAAGUGGUAUGGUGCAUGUUGAAGGCACAUUAUAUCGUGCCAAUGAAGACUGCCUCCGCUAAUGAAAUUAGCUGCUAUAGUUCACAGGGAGCCGCUGCAACACACUGUUGAGUAAGCAAGCAGAGCUUUCAUCAGGCUAAGUUAAAGAAGCACUUUGGCAGCUACUACUGAUUCAUUGUGUCUGCUCAAGAUAAAGGAGUGGACAGAGAUUUCAAGCUGUUUGUGUUUGUUCAGAAACAGAGGCAACUGUCUUAGCUGAUGAUGGAUGCUGUAUGUUUUGACUUGAGGUGUUACUAUAGAAACUGUGUUGUGGCUGUGAGUUAAAAAUGAGAUGUUUUCGGCAACACAAUGAUGAUGAUUUGAUGCAAAAAAGAAACUCCUCAAGUUACAUCCUUUGUUAAAGGUAGGAUGUCUGAAAAAAAAGACUGCUUGAGGUCAAGGCUUUACAGACAAGUACCACAAAUGAAUCCUACAUCUAUGCAGCAGAUGAUCUCUCAUUUCCCACGUUGUGUGCUAGCAAACUGUUGAUGCGAUUUGUGCUGCAAAGCUUGCACACAAGUAUGAUGUGUCCAGAUCAGACUCAAAAGCCCCAGACAGCGAUAUGCAGAGCUGACCUUUUGCUAAAGCUUCUCACAACAACACAACAACAACACAUGCCUUUGAAAAGCAGUAAGCCUGAUGUCCUCUGCGGGUUACAGUGAACAGAAAAACAGAUUUUUUUGAAAUCAUACAGAAUAUAGACUUCUGUCAGACCAUGAGGAGAUAUUCUCUGAAUUGAACAAAGUGUAUUGGAUUAGAAUUGCACUCUCCACCUUUAAGACCCAUUACUGAACAGCUUAAAAUACCCCCACUGUCUGGCUGCUGUACAAGUUAAAGUAAGUUCAGCUGAUAACGCUGGCCUCACAUGGCCUUUCUUUGGUCUUCAGUAAGCAGUCUGAGAUGGCACGCUAUUAUCAGAUGGGAAAUGCCUGCAGCCUUUCUUCAUAGCAUGACAUUAAAGGCAUUAGGGAGCAAAAUUCAGAUGAAAUAUGAAAGGGCUUCCUCUGUUCUCCCCUGAGAUAAAUCUCCCCGUCUCCUUUUUUUGUCCUCCAGUACGGCCAGCAACUCUCCACGCAGCACCCCCGGCAGCUCCCCCUCCCUGCGACGCAGGGUCCUUGGGGGUGGCAGGGUCAGUGAGAGCGAGGGAGGAGGAGGAGGAGAGAAGAGCAGUGGUGGCGGCGGCGGAGGAGGAGGGGGAUCAGAUAGCCCCUUGCCCUCCAUACCAUCUGCCUCCUCCCUCACAUCUGCCUACCCAAUCGCUUCUCGCCACUUCAGCCGCAAUGCCAAGGUAAGGAAGAUUAUCCCCUGAUCAGAGUGAUAUGCUGAGGAUGAAAACUGCGCUUGAAACUUAAGAGAACAGCUGCCAGGAGUUCAGUAGAUACCCAGACGUGAAGAAGUGUGGUUUAAGACAUCAACUUAGGACAUGUAUUACAGCUUAAUGCAGAGUAUGACUGUCAUGUAACCUUUCUGAUUGCUGUGAAACGAUCCCAAGGAGCGAUAGCAUGACUAAAUCAAACAUGCCAUGAUUCCUCUGAACUGUUUAUUCUACUGAUGUGUCCUAAUAAAAGACUAAAUAAUCUCCUCAAUGACUUUGUAAUCAGGGCCAGUUUUAUGUAGAUUAAGAAAAGACAGGAGUGUUCUCAUUGUUAAUGUGGUCUAAUGGCUGAAAACUAAGCGAAGGCACGAUCUUACAACCAGAGUGAGCUUGUAACCGUAUUUUUGGUGAUACUUUGAAACAAAUUAAUGUAAAAAAAAAAUCGCAUUAGAUACCAAAAAAUGCACCCAGACAGCUGUGGAUAAAAUGGUAACCCACUUCCACCCCAGUAAAUGUGCAUCCAUACCAGAGAUCUGCAGUGAAUUUAGGCUGUUUCUGUCGACAAACCAUCAAAUUAAAGCGUGUUUUUUUCACCCAGACAGUGUCCCUAUUCCUGUGUGCCUGAGGGCGCAGUUUGAGCUUUCACAUCUCAUAAUCUCAGGCUCAUUGUUGUGAAAAGAACAGCCUGUUUUCAUGUUGAAUAGUCAUCACAGCUGAUCGGUGCCACCUGCCCUUUUAAAAAAAAAAAAAGGGAAGUGCUGACAGUUUUGACACAGACAGACGAAAACUGCAAAAACUCAAGGUUACAUCAAACAGGCUUGUGCUGGAAACUGGACCGCACGCAUGCAAACAAGGAAGUGGGUUACUUUACUCAAAUCAUAUACAUUGAAAUGUUUUUAACACCUGUAUGAAAAUCAUUUGAUUUAUAACAUUUUAUGGUUGCUGGACAGCUGAGUGCUUAUUUAUUCAUAUGUGCUUUUCUUUACAGAAAAUGCAGAGCUGGUACAAUGUAAGUACACAAAAACAUCCUCUCACAUGUUUGGUGAUCUUUGUCUGCUUUGGCUCCAGGUGAACCGGACUAAUUGACCUUGUAAACUGCUAAUAAUCCUUUAGAUAAACACUAUACUUUUCCCACUUAGUAAAUACCACAGUCAAGCCCAGCUGAAGUUGUGAAGACAGAUAUUCAGUUUCGUGUUUCCUGUUCUCACCCUCAGGUCCUCAGUCCUACAUACAAACAGCGGAACGAGGAUUUUCGCAAACUCUUUAAGAAACUCCCUGACACAGAGCGGCUUAUAGUGGGUGAGUGAAAGUGUAUUUUUGACAAACUCUGCGAGCACUGAGCCACACUCUUCUCGAGAUAAAAUAAACAGUGAGAAAUGAAACUUAAAAAUCGAUCUUCUUUUCUUUCAAAUUCAAGAGUUUUGGAUAUGCUUUAAUAAAAGAACAAAGAUUAGUGGAUCAGUGAGGUGUUGACCAAUUUGUGCAACAUCUUGUGUAGCAGCCAUUACUGCAACAGCAAUCCAGUAUAUCAGCUGCUGCCUGCUGUCUGUGACAUGAGCACAUGUGAUUGAAUUAAAAACGAUAGACGGCUGAUGAAGGAGUCUUAAUUAGACAAUAUAAUCAUUGUUUUCUUUUUUAACAUAGUAGACAAUGGGAUUUUAUAAAAAGAAACAGAACAAAAUUCAGCAUCUACUACAUAUCCUUGACAAGGUGCUGUGUAAUACAACAUUAAUUCAAAAUGCUAGAUGGCUUAACACGCAACAGCUGCUUUUGAUUGUAACAGACUCGUGUAUAAGAAAAUACAUUUUUUAUAGAUAUUCAUGAUGCAAGUUUCUGUUUGUUAACACAACUCUUCUGUCAUGAUUUCAUGUAGAUGUAUAGAAUAUAUAUGAGAUCAUUUUCAUUAAUUGCCUGUCAAUGGACAAGAAAAUCCCCUCCACAGGUCACUCAGUAGGAGGGCAAAAUACAGAAAUAAAUGUCUUGAUCUUUUCCUCAAUAAUUGGCUCUUAUUGAGCUAGAUCUUUGUAAAAUGUCCACUCUUAUACAGGGGGUCUCUUCUCAGAGUAAAAAUGUGCUCAUUGAAUUUUGUUUUAUUAAUCUCUGAGCUGUUGGAGCUCCACAAGUUCCUCUCAGUGUCCUCAACAGAACUGUCAAGGCUCAAGUGAAGUGAAGUCAAGACAGAAGCAGAAAACUCAAGUGCAUAAAGCUUUAAUUUUACAGAUCAGACAGCAUCAUUUUGAAACCAUGUCCAAAAUAUCAUGAUGUAUUGUGUCAUGGACAAGCUCAUCUCUCACCACGGCCUUACACGUAGCAUAUGUAGAGAGAAAAUAGAAAAAAUGACUCAUGAUCUGCUGCUUUUUCUGACUGUUGUUGGAGCACAGAGGGCAAACGGUCAGUUUGUAGGCAGGGUUGAUGAAUCUCUCCUCUCUUCUCCUUGUUUCUCUCCUCAGAUUACUCCUGCGCUUUGCAGAAGGACAUUCUGCUUCAGGGACGCCUUUACCUGUCGGAGAAUUGGCUUUGUUUCUACAGUAACAUCUUCCGCUGGGAAACCGCUGUGAGUCAUGAGCACGCCGUGUAAACAUUUCCACGCGCACGGUCAACACAUGGCCGCUGAAACCUGGUUAAUAACACACGAGAGUUCAGAUAAAGAGUCGUUCUAAUGCUCCUGUUUGCAGAUCAUUAUCGAUACACUUUGGCUCUCUGUGAGAUAAGAGUAUUGCACAGAGAUAUACACUCUGCAGCAGACAGACAUACAGUCAAUCCCUCUCCUUCACUAUUCAGAUCACUAUCCUGCUGAAAGACGUGACCUCUAUGACCAAGGAGAAGACCGCCAAGCUCAUACCAAACGCCAUCCAGAUCUGCACUGACAAUGAGAAGGUCAGAAUUAAUUACAGCCCGGUGUGAAUAUAUUUUAAGGACUUCUAAGUGGAAUAAGUUAGAGCAGCAGUUUGACUUCUGUACUCUACUAACACAUUCUCAGUCUGUUAUGGCUGAAAGCUGAUUUUAAAGCAUGUUAAAUGUUUGCUGGUGAUAAUUUUUACUUCAAAUUGUGCAUUUUUGCCAGUGAAGCAGCAUGAAAUGAGCUGACUCAACUUUAUCUACACUGAACUGUGACAAAACAAACAUCCCAACAGACAGAGACUAUCCAUCAAAUCACAUUUUUCUCAUCUCUCUUCCUUCCUUCCUUCUUCCCUCGCUUCCCUCCCUGUAUUUACCCUCUCAGCACUUCUUCACAUCUUUCGGAGCAAGGGAUCGGAGCUUCAUGAUGAUUUUCCGUCUGUGGCAGAACGCUCUGUUGGAUAAGGUACAGCCUGCUCACCCAACCCCCCCCAGCAGUGUGAGCUUGCGCGACACAGCUAGUGGUUAUCAUCUUAGAAUAGAGCACACAGUGUCAGGAGGCAGGAGAUGGCCACAAACACAGGCUUUGGAGAACAAUUCAAAUCACUGUUAUUUGCAGAGUUUGAAGACAGACAUUUAUUUGGACGGCUCUGAUGCAAAGACACUAGAAAGUACAGUUUGAGCACGUAGAAAGAGAGUGAGAUGUCACAGGAUGGUUUCUCUUUAUCAGGGACUGAAUCUCUUAUUUAAAGUCUGUAUCUGUUCAUGGGGGGUCUGGAUUUUCAGCGUGGGAAGAGUUCUGCUUUCCAUUUAAGUUUGAGUGCAGUCAUAUAUCAGCAGACUUUGGUGCAUGCAGGAAAAACAGAUCACAUGGGGGGCAAAAGCCGGUGGGACACACACUGAUGCAAUGACACACCAGUUACCAUCUGCAGUAAUCUAAUUUAUUUAUCCUUAUAAACAGAUAUCGUCCACCAAGUAGAGCUAACAACACUCUGCACACUCAAAAUUUCAACUAAAGCAUCAAUUCUGCACGACUCCUUAUUGCAAAAGUCCUUUAGACGUCCCAACUCCCUGGAAUACCUGAGGAAGAAUCAGUCAAACAUGCUUUAAAAGUUGUCAUCAUGAUGGUGUCGAACUUAAAGGGAUAUUCUGGCGUAAAAUUAAGUUAGGGUCAAACACACCAUAACACCAAGACCCCGUCAAGAGAUGAAUGUUGCCGACUGUUUGCUUCUCUAGUUAUACCAACUUUAGUAAUGACCGCAGGAUAGCAAUACACAGCUGUCCCGGGAGCCACGCGCUCAAGCAAAACGCCACUCUAUAGCCACAAAUAAUGCUCAGAACAGCACCUAACUUCAUCAACAGCCAUAGUACUAGCCACCAAACAACUUUUUAGCUUUGCUUAAUUUCUUUAGCAAAGAGACUAAACACAACUCACCUACUCUCUUCCAGCAUCCGCUUGUUUGUACGGAGACCUCCUGCGAGUCCAUCUUUGACUGCAGUGGGGUGACGCAGCUCAAGGAAGAACAUUUAUGAUCAUCACUUAAUGGAAAUGCAGUCAGACCGAGACGCUAAGGCAGAAGAACUACCGCGUCUGCAGUGCAAAUUGAUUAAUAUGAUGAUUAUUACCUCAAGGAAAUGAGAAAGUAAUGAUCAUAAAUGUUCUUCCUUGAGCUGCGUCACCCCACUGCAGUCAAGGAUGGACUUGCAGGAGGUCUCGCUACAAACAAAUGGCUGCUGGAAGAGAGUAGGUGAGUUGUGUUUAGUCUCUUUGCUAAAGAAAUUAGGCAAAGCUAAAAAGAUGUUUGGUGACUAGUACUAUGGCUGUUGAUGAAGUUAGGUGCUGUUCUGAGUAUUAUUUGUGGCUAUAGAGUGGCGUUUUGGUUGAGCGCGUGGCUCUCUGUAUUGCUAUCGUGCGGUCAUUACUAAAGUUGGUAUAACGAGAAGCAAGCGGUCGGCAACAUUUAUCUCUAGAUGGGGUGUCUAACUGGGUGUUACAGUGCGUUUGACCCUAACUUAAUUUUACGCCAGAAUAUCCCUUUAAGAAAUGACUAGUACAUCAUGAGACAUUGGUUUCUGAACUGUUGAUUAACCAUAUUGUGUUUCUCCUACAGUCUCUUUCCCCCAAAGAGCUCUGGCACAUCGUACACCAGUGUUACGGCACUGAGCUGGGCCUCACCAGUGAAGACGACGACUAUGUUUCCCCCACCGCCGAACACAUGAACGGCCUACUGUGAGUGUACAGGCAUGCUGACAUGUAGAGUAACAUUUUAUGGUCUUGCACUGUGGAUGCAUGCAUGUAGGAAUGUGGACACGCUGAACAGGCUUAAAGGGUGAGGAGUUUGUCUGAGGGGAAACGUCUUACCGCUCCUGUUGUUUCAUUCAAGUAUAAAGUUAAAUCUCUGCGGUAAAGUUUGAGUCCAGGCGGCGAGACGUCUUUUUUUUUCAGCCGUUUCAUGUUGUUUUUGUUUUGGCUUGUUCCUAAAACAGGACAAGCAGCAGAAACAAUCCUUAGUUCUUGUUUGUGAGUGAGUACAAAUAUCACCUGACUAACUGACAUACACAUAGCUGCAGGGGUCAGUUUGCUCUUUCAUUACAAAACAAGCAGAUCCUCGCUUAGACAGGGCUUGCUUGUGCAUAUGUUCUUUUGCAAAGCAGACCCGGGUAAUUCAUUUCAUUUUAAUGAAGAAGUGCCUUUAAUGUUGGCUCACAUUCAAAUCAGUCAAAGAUUUCUACAGCUGUCCUUACAUACUUACACAAACCCUCCCUCUGUCUCCCUCUCUCUUCCAGUUUGACUUUCUCUGUAUGUAUCUUUGCCUCACUUAAAUCUCCUCCCUCCAUCCUCCAGGCCAGGAGACGAGUCCGUGUCGGUCACUGAUCUGUUAGACCUUAGUUCAGUGUCGGUUCCUUCCACGGGCAGCUCUCCUCCUCCCCUGGUUCCCUGUGCUCCAGCCAGCUCUCCUUCAGCUACCAACCUGGGGGGCUCUUCUCCGCCUUCCUCCACCUCCUGUCUGCCCAUAGAGGUGCCUUCCUCAUCUGGACGCAGACUCAGCUCUGAGCCUCUGGAACCCAGUCCACCCAGCUCCCAAAGCUCCCUGCCAUCGACCACUCCAACAAACGUCUCUGCCUCUGCGUCUGCCUCCGCCCCGGCCUCUGCUUCAGCGUCUUUUGUGAGUUUUCCUCUUAACAUUCACGUGUUAUAUUUAGUACCGUCAGUCUUUGGUUUGCGGCACAUUUGGGUUAUAAUUCAAACCACCCUGAUAGGCUUAUUCAUUGACUUUUUUUCUAAAUAUAUCUGCAUUCUCAUUCUCUGCUUCUGCAAUAGCAAUCCAGCUGUCCCAUAUAUGCAGACAGCUGGCUAGUUAGCAUGAGCUACAUGGCAGAUUGGAGUCCACUCAUUGCUCGGUGGACUCUUAAUCGCUCCCCCCUCUCUCUUAAUCAGGGUUAAUACCUUGUCAGCAAAAUGAAACAAAGCUCAGAUCAGCAUUCAGAGCUUUUUAAAAAAAAAAAAAACUCUGUUUCUCUCUUAGAUCUGACGUCUUGUUUCUACUGCUCUCCUGCCAAAACCAGUCAGCCACCUGGAGAGUAACAAAUAAGCAAACAAACAAACAGACAACUUCUAACGGACAACAGAUGCACGUUUAAUAACUGAUAAAGCCUGAAUUCUGAACAGGCUCUGUCUGUAGACGUGAUAAAAACGUAACACACGAGGUCAACCCCAAAUAAACUUUGAUAAAACAGAUGCUAUGUGUUUCAGCAAGGAAGUGAAAUGCUGUGAAUUUGGGCUUAAGUUUAUGUCCAAUCAGUUUCAGCCGCUGUGACUUCUGCCCUGCAGUCUUGAUCUUGACACGGACCGUGUUCAUAAAUGCAGUUCUGUGUUCACUCUGUGCCGGUUCUGGAUUAGUAGCUCAGCUGCUGUGGUAUGCCUGCUCAGGCCGCGUCAACAUGAGGUCAGCUCAGCUGAAGCCUCUUUUUCCUCUUAAGUCAUAUGACAACGGGGUGAUUUCCUUACAGACCUCUGGCUAAAAGUCCUCUGCUGUGCUUUUUUCCCCUUCACUGUAUCAGAAUCUGGAAGAGGGUGGGGACAGCCUGUCUGAGUCAGCCAAUCACAUGCUGCCCCCGCCAACCACCAGUCUGGGAAACCUCUCCUCACUGGACAUCACCAACGAUGAGGAACUGCCCACGGACCCCAGUAACUCCUCUGACACGCAAGAAGAGAGUGAGUAUUGUUUAGGUGAACAGACGAGAAAGUAGGAUGAGAAAGUCUUAACUGUGUGAAUAUUUUACUCAAUUCAAAUGCAUGUUUGACAUGUUCACUUACUGGUAAAGUUGGCCACAUGCUCUUGGUACAGCCGUAUUAACCAUAACUUGAAUUGAAGUUAAGGAUAUGAUGAGUUUUAUCUGAAUAUGUCAAACUGCUUGUAGGCUUUCACUCAUUCAUGGCUCAGUCAUUCAGCUGCUGUUUGAAUGUCCACUGAAUUAAUUUGGCAAUAAAAUCAGUAUCAUGGGAGAGUAAUUUAGAUUGAAUUCUUUCACACACAUAUGCAAAUGUCGUACUGUUUACACAAGCAGGGAAGGGUCUAAAGUAUCCAGAACCCAAAGUUAAAUCAAAACACAAACCUUCCCUUCUUUCCUUCUUAACUUUCAGGUGAAGUGGAAUCGUUCUGCUCCGACCUGAGUGGGCGGCUGCACAUCAAUACGACAGUCCGCAUGAGCGUGGACAAGCUGCACGACCUGCUCUUCUCUGCGGACACGCAUUUCAUCCAGCACCUUUUCUCCCAGAGACACUUCACUGGUAGGAAACACAACACACAAAUACAAAGCUAGAAAAACUGUAGAAGUGCUCGUCUACAGUCCGACCAUAAUUUAACGAUUAAAUAGUCGACAGACAGUAUAAAAUGUCUGCUGUUAAACCAACGCAUGAACACAAGCAACAGUGUGUUCACAUCAAAAAGAGGAAUAAUCGAGUCUUGUUAGACCUGUCAAAGUUUCUCUCUUGUGUUGUCUUUCUGUUUCGCUUUGAUUAUUUAAAUUGACCAGAAUGCUUUUCAGCAACCACCACAGAACAUGCAUCAACUUGCUGCUCGACAUUUUGUACUAGAGAGCGAGUUUUUCCUGUCGAGACGGUGACAGUUACGGCACAGCGUUUGUUGUUGCUCUGCUGCUUUUUGGACCCUCGGGGCUGCUGUCAGUGGAGGAGGAAAAAAAGAAAACACUCCUCAGUCUGCGAGUCCGUCACUAGAACUUGAUAUUCACCGUCGAUGCUGUGAGGUUUACUGCCAGGAAGCUCAGUUUUGGGUGCGCUGCGAAUGUCUUGAGUUGUUGCCAAAAUGUGUGGGAACGAGGGUGUAAAUAACAAAACACAGCAUGUUAUAUUUUGGAUUUUUGAAACAUAUUUUUAGUGUCGAUUUCUUGUAAAAGUUUUCAGCGCUGCCAUACAUAUAAAUGCAAGACCAUGCAACCAGCAAACCCUCUGACAGACAUGCUGCAGCCUACUGUAUUGUCCACUAAUGAGGCUGCCACAAAAGUUGUUCACGCUGUGUUAACCACUCUUUCUCACUUUUUUGCUUUUCUAAUCUUGUCCUGUUUUGUGAAUAUAAGACUAUUAUUGCAUCGGAUACUGUGAUAUUUGACGCAUCUCUGCAAACAUAGAGUGUUUAAUCUGGACAUUUUGCUGUAGUAGUUGAAAUGAGGACAGAGGGGUAGCGUUGAAGUUCAUUUGGCCAGUAGCUACCCUAGUUGGAAGCCCAUCCUGCCUGGGAACAUUGUGUAGCUCUAAUUGGGGCAUUUCUUCCUUUCUUUUUUCACGAGGGAGCAUAGAUUGACCCUCUCUUUUCCUCUCUCUCUCUCACUCUAUCCCCCUCAACCCAUCGGAGUCUUGCACUCUCUCUCUCUUUCCUUUUCGUUUUCACAUCCUCAACCUCUUCCAUCCUUUCAUUCUGUCUAGAUUUUUACAAAAUCUCUUCGGGCUUUUUUGUCUCUUACUCUCUGUUGACCACCUCAUGUUGUCAUUUCUGUUCUCUCUGUCAGAACUGUCGGUGGGUGAAUGGCAGCAGGACAGCAGCAGUGGGAACAGCAGCCGCGUGCUUAGCUACACCAUCGCCCUCAACAACCCCCUCGGCCCCAAGACCGCCCCUGUGGUGGAGACACAGGUCAGUCAUCGACGAACACAGACCUGAGAUGUUUUUUUUUCUUUUGCACAUCUGUACACUUGCUUUGAUUAAAUGACACAUCUCAAGCUUUUAGGAAGAGUGUAGUCGUCUCUUUCGAAGAUUUUGUCAUGGUUUCAGUUUGAUCCAGUUAUGGUGCAGAUAGAGUGCAGCUGCUGUCAAAUAUUGUCCCCCUAAAUGCGUAUUAGAUGCCUUUAUUUUCAGGGUUAGUUUAGUCCAGCGUUGUUUUUAUCGGUGUGCUCUAUUUCCACAGUAUUUAUUUAGAGCAAAAAACAAAAAGCAAACCUGUGGAGACUUGUCGUUGUUGUGUAAUGUACACAAUGUGUUUUGACAGCUUGUAAAUGCUAAAGGGGUAUGUCAGUUUUUUUGUAGUGGGGUUGUAUGAGGCACUCGUCAAGAGUAAUUGUAUUAACCACAAGGGAACCCCCCUCAGCUCGGCGCCACCAGCCAGGGAGACAGCAUGAAAGCUAGGCUAUCAACCGCUGCAGACAGGGUCAGUUUGACCAAGAACAAACCGCACUUAAGAAUAAAACAAACUUUCCUUUUCAGAGUGUUUUGUCGUGACAUCGAUGACCUUUCCCCUGAACACAAAGCUGCUUACUCCAAAUCCAGAUAGGAAACAUCAGAGGCUUACAAAUACUGAUCAGCGGGUUAUUCUGAAACUUUGAAAAUGUCACAAUUUAAGUUUGUUUAUUUACGCACAAUAUGGAGAGAAGACAGCUCACAAAGGAUGUUGACCUUUCUCACAUAAUUACCUUCACAUUGCUGCCAAUCUGGGUGUGAAUGUCAGAUUGUAGGAAAUGAGAAGUAGAAAAUACAUGUGGUAAAAAGCCUCGGUAUCUAUCAGCUGCCCUAUAUCCACAUAUAUGCCACCUAAAAGCCGGUCUCCAAAGCUGGUUGAGCAGUGUAAAAGUAAUGCUGAAGACACGUUCUAAUUGCUUUACUGCAGUUAUUUAUUUAUAUCCAACAUCUCCACAUCUUUCUGUUUCUAGACGUUGCAUAAGAGCAGCUCCCGGGGCGAGUGCUUCGUGGUGGACUCAGAGGUCAUCACCUCAGGCAUCCCCUACCAGGACUACUUCUAUACUGUCCACAGAUACUGCUUCACCUCCAUCAACAAGCACAAGAGUCGGCUCAGGUAGGUUUGGUAUUGUUGUUUUACUGAGAUAAUCCAUGUGAGUGGAAUUGACUGUGAAAUCCAGGGCUGCAGUGAACAAUGGAAAACCUUGGUCAACCAAAAUGACACUCUUUCAUGAACAAAUUGAUGUAUCCUUAAAAAAAAAGUUUGUCUUUAGAUCAACCUUAUCAGUGAUUAUGUUUCUAGUGCUGCUAGGCUGGUAGUCUAAAUAAACUUAAUACUCUGUUUAUGGGCAGUCAGACUUGCAUGUACGUUUGCAUUCAGCUUUCGUGUGUUUGGCAUUUUCUGACAUUACUCUCUGUGGCUCUGUAUUUCUUGGCUUUUGGACACUUGCUGCCUUUUUCUUAUAAAACCUUCAUCAUAAUUCUGCCUCAGUUGUUUGUCAACUUGUCUAACUUAUUUGAUAUAUUUACUCUGGUCUCCAUGUCUCUUCAUUUUUCUACUGAAGCCAUAGCAGAGUGACGUCUAAUCACAGCACAAUGACUAAUUAUCAUCAGGCUUCAGAGACUUUUUGUGUCUCAUUUCAUAACAAUAACAAUCAACAGGACCCACUUUUCUCCAGCCUUAGUGUGUAUUUGAGAUAUACAGAGCAGUUUAUACUGGUGUGAACAGGCAGAUCCUGAAGACACAAAAAACUUACAGCUUAUAGUUUUAAUCACAAACAGACACAACACACAUUUUCAGAUUAUUUAGUGCAAAAAAAAACAGCUGAAGGAGACUGAUGCAGGUAUGUUUAAACUCAGCUGUUUGGACUGUUUUUGUCUGGGUGUAACUUAGGGGUGGGAGAAAAAAUCGAUACAGCACAGUAUCAAGAUAUUUUGGCAGGUUGUUCCAGUGUUAUUUUGCAAAUUAAGAGCAACACAAAGAGCGAUAAAUAUCAGUCAGGCGAUUAAAGAAAUGAAUCAUGUCAAAUUAUUCUAUGUUUUGAUCAUUUUUGAGCGUUGCACCACAUCGCAGACUGAUUCGUGAACUACUCUACCUCUGCCACCCCCUACACACACACACACACACACACACACACUCUCUCUCUCUCACCUACACUUGUACUAAAAAAACUCUGAGCUUAGAAAGAACACCUCCGUUCACCACAUGAGUCAGAGCUAGGAGGUGUUGUUGUAAAUCUGAGCAACUGCUGAGCACGCUUUGUAUGAAACAUGCAAAUUUAAGACGAUAUCUACACAGCACUAUGUUUCAGCACCUCCUAACAGCUUCCUUGUUUACACACGCUGUCAGUUUGCAGCCAAAUACAUGAUGCAAACUGUAGUCGAAGGAUGCAGUUCCUUAGCCUGAGGGAGCAGGACCUCUCAGUGGUUUAGGAUUUGUUUCCAAGAGACUUUCUUUUGCUGAUUUCUUUCAUUCUUUUCAAAAGGUGUUGCUUUUAUUGAGUCCUUCUUUUUUGGUCACUUCUUGUCCUCACUUCUGCAGCCACUUCUGCUCAAACAUUAUAAUUGUUUGACCCGAUGUCACAUCAGCACAUUUCCUGCAGCGUUUGAGUUUAAUUUGGUAAAUACAAGACUUUGAUGUUGACAAAGAGAGAGCUACAAAAUGCAGACACAGUAUUUCCUCCGACUGUAGUCUCAGCAGACAGUUAUGUAAUGUGUCUUCAGGAACCGUUUCAAUCGAGUUAAGGCUCUCUGUCUGUCUGUCUGUCUGUCUGUCCCCUUCCUGGUAAUCAUGUCGCUGUUUUUUAUUUUCCGUUUCUGAGAUCUUUCCUGUAAUAAAAGAGUGCGUGACCUAAAAAGGAGUAAACUGGAUUUCGAUAGUAGAACACAAAAUUAUGUUUCCUUUUUAUUUUGAAAAGUCCGAGCACACAUUGAGCAUCUGUGCUCCUCCUCUCUAAUUUAAUCUAUCCAUUCCCACAGUUUUACAAGUAAUACUGCAAGGAAACAAAUACUCUGAGACUUCACUGAGGUUUACUCCGGGUUUAGGUGUUUAAAAUUUCAACACUUCUUUUCACAACAUACUGGAGUCAUAAUGAGUUUUAGUUAUUGAAGGUCUUUAUUAUUAACUUAAACAGAAGUGGUCGGACCCUCGGCUCAAACUCAGCAAAGACGACAGAUCCCAGUCUAUGAUGUAGAAUAAAACAAAACAAAUGAAAUUUUAAGGCCCAAAACAUGUUUAAAAUAAUAAUCUAGCUAAGUGAGCUUUGAUAUAAAUGAUUAAUAAACAAUACUCAAAUCAGAUCCUGUGAAUAAAGUAAUAUCAGCAUCUACUUUCUCUUACUUUCCUUCUGUUCCUGUCUCUUUUCCUCUUUUAGACGGUUUCACAUUUUAUAAAUGGCACAAUCGCCUCAAAGCUCACCUUCCUUAUUUUUAGACAGAACUAUUUCCGUCUCGCUUUUGAUUCUGAAUAUUUCCUCUAUCUCAGAGUGGUUUGAAACUGACACUGUAUCACAGCCUUGGCAUUAAGAUAAAGCUCUUUUUACUGUUGUUAGCCCUCUACAGUUACUCUCCAGCACUUCUUGAGAAGUAUCUUUACCGAAACACAAUAUCACUGAGUAGGCAGUCAUGAGAGGGAAUCAUUUUUCUAAACUCUGGUCUUGUCUAGUUUGAUUGCUGAUGUUUUAGGGCUGAUUUCUUUGGAAACGUAAAAACAUGAUGGGUGCGUUACUUGGAAUUUCCUGUUGCAUUUAAAGGUUUCAAAGGAAAUUUGAAGGAAUCCUUGGAGCUUAUUUUGGUCUCUUCUUACACUAGUUACUCCCUUUUUUUUAGAGGUUGAUAAACAGUCAUGGAAAUGAAACAGUUAAGUGAAAACAGUACCAAUUAAAGUCCGAGCAAUAAGGAUGUGUUCAUUUCCAUCUGUCAAUCAUAAAAGACAUGUCAGUUUUACUUUUCUAAAAGAGUAUAAAAAGAUCGAAUGCUCAGGAACUCAUGAAUUUGUGUUUGAAGCAGGAUUUGUUUUCUUUUCCUUCGCUCAGAGUCUCCUCAGACAUCUGCUACAGGAAGCAGCCGUGGAGUUUGGUGAAAGCAUUGAUUGAGAAGAACACCUGGAGCGGCAUCGAGGAUUACUAUAGACACAUGGGUGAGUCACAUGGUCCACCUUUCCCAGCAAAGCUCUGUGUGCACACCGCCUGUUGAAAUCAAAGUGAACCAUUCAGUCCAACUUCCCCCUCGAACCCAAGUGAACGAGAGUGAAACUGCGUCAGGGUGCACCUGAUUUUCAAAGCCAGAAACAAAGUGUCAACUGUGGAAACCGUGUCUGAUUAUGUUUACAAGAGUCACAUAUCGUGUGAGAGUCUCCUCCUCUUUCUCUAUUGCACAGAGACGGAUGAUUGGAGUCUUUUCACUUGAUUUUGAUUUGACCGAUAACACUACCUUGUUCACUUUUUGACAGACAAAGGUUUUCAGACCCGGAUAUGUUUUUAUUUUUCCAGCUAGAGUCCGUUUUAAUUUCAGUAGCUCAGUUCAAAUUCUCAGUUCUUCUUUACUAUAAACUUAGAGCUCCCUCCGCUCCAAAACGUGCAUGAAAUGUUUUACUCGGAUGAUAGAGAUUCACCAUGCACAGUGAUAUCUGUGCAGUGAAAGGGCGAGGUGAAAAUACUUAAAGGUGGGGUAUUCAGGAAUCCGUUAAAGAAGCAUUUUUUUUUGUGGUGUUUAUACAAAAAAGCUUUUGAUAUCAGUGAACAGCUAUUAGUUAUUGAUGACAUUUGGAAAUAUCACAAUAUCACUGUUCUGUGAUGUCUCAGUAGUCAACAUUUUAUAUUCUUUGAGCGCUCCCCUCUUUCUGACUGUAAAUAAAGCCGUUCUCCACCUCCCUCAUCCUGAUUGGUUGUGAGGCAGACGCUGCUCCCCCGUGUCGUUCACGAGCCCAAACAAAGUUAGCGUGCUUCAAUAUCGGACAGUAGAAACCAACCACAAAGUACAGAAAAUUGUCUGAAUCCUCCUUUGGCCGCGACUGCCGACACAAGCAAGAAAACAAACUAAAUACCGGAGACUCUGGCGGAAUAAUGAGCGCUUAAAAAGGAGGUAGAUCAGCCAGACGAGGGAAGGAAUCUAGAUGUUAAUGAUGCCGUCUUACACAAAAGUGAUCCUCUUUAAAGGUUUUGGUGGCGUCUUCUUCUCCAUCUGUCUGUUACCGAUUCAUUCAGCUGUAUCAGGAACAUUUUUUAGCACCAACGUUUUAGCUGUGAUUGUGUGGCUCCCAGUCUUUUUCUUGCUUUCUUUAACUCUUGAAAUAAAAUACAUUUAGGUGCCUAAUAGAUUUUGUUACUUUCUAAUAUUUCACUUAUUCUGCCGUUGGACUUUUGAAACAUCUCUUAAUACUCAUUGGGUACUAAAGAGGGAUUAUUAGACUUUCUCCAACACAAGCCAUUAGACUCUAGUUUAGCCAUUUUUAGGACUUAGUGUGACAGACGUAUUUAUCCCUCAAAUGUACUUUCCCAGGGUUGUGUAUUUUAAUUCCUCCAUCUGUUGACUUUUCUCCACACAGAGAGCGAGGUGUGCAAGCUGGAGACACUACUGCAGUCCGAGGUUUCCGUGGUAACUACAGGCGAAGCAGUAGGCGCAGAUGCUGCCAAGACUCCACCGUCCUUGCGCCGCCGCAAAAGAACCUGCUCUCGGCGGCAGGGCGAGAAGGAUAGAGAGAGGGAAGGAGGAGGCAUGGGCGCCGGAGAGCGAGGGGACCGAGGCGUCGGAGAGGAGAGGGACAGGAGGGAAGCAAGUAAGUCAGCAGGGAUACACGUGUUGAAAUUCUGUGCAUGAGUGUCAGAAACUGUUCCUAACCAUUACUGCAGUCUGGAUCCAGCUUCUGUAGGACACUGCCCUCUAGUGUUUAUAUGGGGAGUUUUAUUAGAGAGGGGAAAAUAAGUCCUUAUGUGCAUUUUAAGUUAGUGUUGUAUAAAGUCAAACGAAGAGGAAACAAAAUUAAAUGGAGAUCUUAAAACUAAAAUUGUCUAAAAUUAUUCACUAAUUACUGUAAUGAGUGUUUGCUGGUUUCUCUUCUCUGUUUAUAUUUUUAGUGACAAACAUGAAAACCCUACAUCCUCAUUUCAAAGCAAAGUAAAAAUGGCAGUAGUGUACAAACUCUGGUUAUUAACCCAGACCAAUGAUCCAUCAUGUAAUGUGCUGAUAUGGGAAAACGGUGUUCAUAUAAAAGGAUAUUAACGCUCUGUCCCCCUCAGGUGCUCAGUAUAUGAAGCUGGGUGAUCGUUCUCGCAGUGGAGGACAAAACAGUAUCUCCACCAUCCUCCUCAUCGUCAGCUUCAUGUGAGUUCACGCCUUUUUUUACGUCCCUUUGUUCGACUCUGAACUUCUGCGCUCAGCUUCCCUCUUCUGUCGCAUACUUUCUGAUUUAUUGCACACCUAUGAAACAAUGAAAUGACUGACUUUGACUGUAAAUCUUCUGAGUGUUCUGGCUUUUUGCUGUCUUUGUUCUAUCCACGUCUGAAUGUUCCUCCUUCAUUCAGACAUGCUGGAUAUUGAUCCUCUGCUUACUAACAGCCUCACUUUUGCCUUUCUUGCUAUUUCUCUUCUUUCCCCUUCUUUUUCUGCCAUACUUCUUGUGAAUAGGAUCUGUAUCAGGUUCGUAUGAGAGGCUUUGAUUUCAUACCACAGGCUGCACAUACAGAUAGAUAACCUUAAGUUGUGUUGACGUUGCAGGAAAAAUCCACCUUUGCGUGUUUUUUUUGUUUGUGUCUCAAACUUUGUGUUGUUUCUAUUUAAUCCAUCCCUCUGCCUACGGACUGGACCAGAGUCCAUUUCUGCUCUCUGUCCACACAGCACAUAAUUGACUCCUUGGGAUUCUGCUUGUUUUGAGCCAGCGCUUGUGUUUUCUCUGCUCAUCCACUGCAGCUAGUGUGCUCUCGCUGGUGGAAGGUCUCUUUACUCCUUAAACAGCCACAGUUUCCCUUAGUUUGUGUUUGUAAAGAGACACAGAGCAGGUAACAAACAUAGACUGGAAAUUUUCUGAAUAAACUUAACUCACGAAUCCAGUCAACCACAAAGAAAAUAUAACAUCUUGUUCAGGAAUACAGCGUGCAGCAGGUUUGGUUGCGCUGUAUUCUUUUGCAGAGCUGUUGUUUUCAUCAAGGUGGAUUUUUCCUGACACAAGUUUACACUGUGUUGUUAUUCAGUGAAUUAUUUUGUUCAUCCUGAGCCAACAGUUUCUUUUCCUUUGAUAUCUCACCGAUAGUCCUGUUAAGUUGAAGCAUUUUCACUCUUGGUUAUUUAUUCGGGAAUAUUCAUGCCAGUCGUUUUCAUUACACGUCCUCUCCUCUCUCUGUCCCCGUCAGUCUGGUGGUGCUGGUGGCUCUCAACAUGCUGCUCUUCUACAAGCUGUACGCCCUGGAGAGAGCAGCUCAUACACUGGAGACAUGGCACUCCUACUCUGUCGCUGACAGGUAAACACCCCGCGCCGUUUUCCAUCCAAAUAUAGACUGGUAAUUAUAGGGGGUAAUCCUUUUGGGAUUUAAGGUCUUAAAUCUACCGCAGAGUUUUGAAAUAAGUGCAGCACAUCGACUCAACAAGCAACGAUAAAAACAUAUGAUGCUCAAAGUGUGAUAAUAUCAUUAAUAGAUCAUGCACAGCCUUGCCUUCGACGCUGAGAUAUCAUCUGUUUAUUUUCAGUUACUUACAUACUCGCACAUGAAACCUGGAAUUGUCCUGAAUGUCGGCCAAAAAAAUGAUCACAAUAUAUUUUGUCAUAUCGUCCGAUCUCGAUUAUUAUUACGAUUUUUUUUAAACUGCCAGUUUUUAAGCAUCUGUACUAAAAACUAAAGAAACUAGAGAUUAGUUCAACAUUUUAUUAACUUACGAAGUAAAUGACAAAGAAUAAGAUAAACUUAGAAAAAUAUAAAAACAUUUUAACUCAACAGAACAACAAAUGUAGAUAAAAACUAAAUAAUACAGUGAAUUAGUUUACAGUCCUGAGUGUUUUUGCAGGUAUGUAAGACCCGAAAUAAAAAAAUUUCUCCCUCUGGGAUAAUGAAGACGCCUUAAAAUGUAAACAUUAGAUGAUGUAAAUGUAGAUGAUAGGAUUGAUUGCUGCUUUGGUCUGAUGGCUGCACUGCUAGUUGUAGCUAAACUGCUCAUGCUAGUCACACCGUCAGCAGUGACAGGCUGUACAGACUCCGCUCACAUUUUCAUAUUUUCCGCAUAAUCACUCGGGAAGAACUUCUUUAAAUGAGUAAACAGAUCUGUUGUGUAGCCGGUUUUUGAGAGGACCGACAACCAACAUACCUACACAUCAGCUUAAUUUCUCGACGUCACUUUGGAGAUACCUGAACCACCGCCAAACAACUGACGGUGGAUAACUUCUUAAAAAUAACAUCUUCUGAGGAUGACUCAAAGUCACGGCUGACAUCUAUUUUGAUGUCCUCAGCUCCGCAUUUAGCUCCACAUUCGGUCAUCUUGUUAACCGCUCCUGUUUACUUCCCCGGCAACUUACAGAAGUGAGCAGGAAAAGCUCGACUCUGAUUGGCUGUUGUCACUCACAUUUCCUCUAUGUUUGAUCGAGUAAAUAUGCUCACAGCUGAUCACCGCGAUCGAACUGAAAUUCAUCACGAUCAUCGAUCAUGACCAUAGAAUCUCCCAGUCCUAUCUGAAUGUUUAGAAAAAUGUAAAUAAGUUUGUAGUUCUUGUUUCCUUUCCGGUGUCUAACUCUUCUUCGUCCUCCUCUGCUCGUCUCCUCUUCAGUCCGUUGCCUCAGACAGCUGGAGAGUGGGCUCAGGUUUUACAGCUGCAGAGACAGUUUCACCAGGCUCAGCUCAGCAAGUGGCAGCAGAUCCUGCAGUCCUCUGUCACGCUCCUUGACCAGGUAAGUGUGUUUGUGCACAUGCGAUCUCUGCUUGUAGAGUCAUUGUCAGGGAGCAGUCAGCUGGAAAUCUCACACGUCACACUGUUACGCAAUCAAGUGAAUCUGACACGACUUCUCUCUCUCACCCAUAUAUUCCAUAUUUGUCUCUCAGAUGAAGCAGUCUUUAGAAAAGCUCCACCGGGGCAUCGUGGUCCCAGAGGUGCAGCAGGAUCCCCCCGACGACACCACCGCAGAGACUCUGACUGACGCCUGA
This is a messenger RNA of Xyrichtys novacula (pearly razorfish), 33301 nucleotides long. Lineage: Eukaryota; Metazoa; Chordata; Actinopteri; Labriformes; Labridae. The record is from the annotation of a GenBank genome assembly.